AUGUCCCAUACCCGGUCCACGUCCACUACCCAGCCCACGUCCACUACUCAUCCCCAAAAAUACAUCAUCAUUUCGAGGGGAAAUAAAAGCAAUGUCACUUUAAAGUCUCAAGUAUACACUUCCCAGUGCUUAUUCCAAUACAUACACAACAAAUUCCCAGACACGUAUAAAUGGGUGAACAAUCACUGGGAAAAAAUCCCGCUAGUCAUCCAAACAUGUGACUUGCCCAUCUGUAAGGGAAAUUUUGUGGAUAUUGAGCCCGAUUUGUGGCAAACGAUAAUAUACGACAUCAAUAACAUCCGUGUUGCGUUGAUCCUACGUAUUCAGUCGCCACCAUAG
This is a messenger RNA of Desarmillaria tabescens, 339 nucleotides long. RefSeq lists its product as uncharacterized. The record is from RefSeq and is a predicted model, not a curated record. The transcript has 3 exons. Lineage: Eukaryota; Fungi; Basidiomycota; Agaricomycetes; Agaricales; Physalacriaceae. The coding region runs from base 1 to 339 and encodes 112 amino acids.